Messenger RNA from Myotis brandtii (Brandt's bat), 4547 nucleotides. RefSeq names its product family with sequence similarity 65, member A (gene RIPOR1). Lineage: Eukaryota; Metazoa; Chordata; Mammalia; Chiroptera; Vespertilionidae. The coding region runs from base 295 to 4377 and encodes 1360 amino acids. The transcript has 22 exons. The record is from RefSeq and is a predicted model, not a curated record.
GGCCGCACUCCCGCUGCACAGCUCUGUGGGAGAAGGAACUCUCAUUAAUCCUUUCUUCAGAUGUGCUGGCCCGGGUCACCCACAUACCAGUCCCUUUGCUGAGAAAGUCUCUGCCAGAUCCCUGGGCUUUCAAGAGCCCGGGCUGAUGGGGGCCUUCCCCACAGGCCAAGAGCCUGCCAACUCUCUGCCGGUCAAGGUCCUUUGGGCGCUCAAGGAUCCUGACUCAGCUGACAAUGGCAUCCGGGGGAACAGGUGAACCCUGGAGGGGAAGGGAGCCCCGCGCGGACUCAUUCCAUGAUGUCCCUGUCGGUGCGGCCGCAGCGCCGCCUGCUCAGCGCCCGGGUCAAUAGGAGCCAGUCCUUCGCAGGCGUCCUCGGCAGCCACGAGCGGGGGCCCAGCAGCUUCCCGGCCUUCAGUCCCCCGGGGCCCCCGCGGAAGGCCCCUGCGCUCUCUCGAGUGUCCAGGAUGUUUGCAGUGGCGCACCCAGCCCCCAAGGUCCCGCAGCCAGAGCGGCUGGACCUGGUGUACGCUGCGCUCAAGCGGGGCCUGACGGCCUAUUUGGAAGUACACCAGCAGGAGCAGGAGAAACUCCAAGUGCAGAUAAAGGAAUCCAAGAGGAAUUCCCGCCUGGGCUUCCUGUAUGACUUAGACAAGCAAGUCAAGUCCAUUGAACGCUUCAUGCGACGGCUGGAGUUCCAUGCCAGCAAGAUCGACGAGCUAUAUGAGGCAUACUGUGUCCAGCGGCGUCUCCGGGAUGGUGCCUACAACAUGGUCCGUGCCUACACCACCGGGUCCCCAGGGAGCCGUGAGGCCCGGGACAGCUUGGCCGAGGCCACUCGUGGGCAUCGAGAGUACACAGAGAGCAUGUGUCUGCUGGAGAGUGAGCUGGAGGCACAGCUGGGAGAGUUCCAUCUCCGGAUGAAAGGACUGGCUGGCUUCGCCAGGCUGUGUGUGGGUGAUCAGUAUGAGAUCUGCAUGAAAUACGGGCGUCAGCGCUGGAAACUACGGGGCCGCAUUGAGGGUAGUGGAAAGCAGGUGUGGGACAGUGAGGAAACCGUCUUUCUUCCUCUGCUCACGGAAUUCCUGUCCAUCAAGGUGACAGAGCUGAAGGGCCUGGCCAACCAUGUGGUUGUAGGCAGCGUCUCCUGCGAGACCAAGGACUUGUUUGCAGCCCUGCCCCAGGUUGUGGCUGUGGACAUCAAUGACCUCGGCACCAUCAAACUCAGCCUGGAAGUCACAUGGAGCCCCUUCGACAAAGAUGACCAGCCCUCAGCUGCUUCUACUGUCAACAAGGCCUCCACAGUCACCAAGCGCUUCUCCACCUAUAGCCAGAGCCCACCAGACACUCCCUCGCUUCGGGAACAGGCCUUCUAUAAUAUGCUGAGGCGGCAGGAGGAGCUGGAGAAUGGGACAGCAUGGUCCCUGUCAUCCGAAUCUUCGGACGAUUCAUCCAGUCCGCAGCUCUCGGGCAGUGCCCGCCACUCCUCAGCCCCAAAGCCCCUGGUGCAGCAGCCUGAGCCUUUGCCCAUCCAAGUUGCCUUCCGUAGGCCUCAGACCCCCACCUCCGGGCCCACGGAUGAGGAGGGAGCCAUGGCCCCAGUCCUGGCCAAUGGGCAUGCCCCCUACAGCCGGACUCUCAGCCACAUCAGUGAGGCCAGUGUGGAUGCUGCCUUGGCUGAAGCUUCAGUAGAGGCUGAGGGCCUAGAAAGCCAGGGACCUAACCCACCUGCACACCCAGAUCCCACCCAUAGGGAGCAUCCUGGUCCUGACCCUCUUGCCCUGGGCCCUGGCCAUUCUGCCACAAGCCCCACUCUCAGUGCAAUAGGCCCUGCUCACACAUCUACAGACCCUGUCCCAUCUGCAUAUCUAAACUCUCUCCACAAGACUCCAGACUCUAGCUCUCCUGAACUGCCAGGUCCCGCCCACACCACUUCAAGCUCUACCUGUAGUGCCAUAAGCCCUAUCAGCAGUGCUCCAAGCGUCACUCACACUGUCACAGGCUCUACCCACAAGCCCAAGCCCUCCACCCUCACUGCUACAGGCCCUAGCCCCAUUGCCAUGGGCUCAGGCCAGACCACAAGUCCCACCCACAAGUCAGUGCUUUCUACCCUCACUAUUGCAGGUCCUAGCCCCAACACUACAAGCCCAGUCCAGACCACAAGCCCCAGCCACACUGUCACAAACCUGACAAAUAUUGUCACAAGCCCCACCAUCAAGCCCAUACUCUCUACCCCCACUACUACAGGCCCUAGCCCCAACACUACAAGCUCAGUCCAGACCACAAGCCCCAGCCACACUGUCACAAACCUGACAAAUAUUGUCACAAGCCCCACCAUCAAGCCCAUACUCUCUACCCCCACUACUACAGGCCCUAGCCCCAACACUACAAGCUCAGUCCAGACCACAAGCCCCAGCCACACUGUCACAAACCUGACAAAUACUGUCACAAGCCCCACCGUCAAACCCAUACUCUCUACCCCCACUACUACAGGCCCUACACCAAGCGCCCAGAGCCCAGCCCAGCCUACCACAAUGCCCACCCACACCACCACAAGCCCCACCCACACUUCCACAAGCCCCACCCACACCACCACAAGCUCCACCCAUACCACAAGCUCCACCCACACUACCGCAAGCCCUACUCCCAAAGCCAGUAUGUCAGCUCACACUACUGUAAGUCCAACCACCGAUGCUAAGGACCCAGUCCAGACCACGAGAAGCCCCACCCACCCUGUCACAAGCCCCACCCUUAUAACUGUAAACCCUUCCACUUCUCUAGACCUCGCCACGCUCCCCAGCCCCUCUGCACACACAGACCCCAACCCACUGUCCCAUAGCCAUCCAGCUUCCACUCCCUGCACUCAGGCAGAUCCCAUAGCCCCAAGCACCUCCGACCCAAGCCCUGCCUGCUCCAGUUUGGAACCCCCUACAAGCCCUUCCCCAGGCCCCCCAGAGCCCAUCCUUCAGAACCCAAGCCUCCCUCCCUCACCCUUAACCGUUGGGCCCCAGCAUUCAGACUUUAGCCUGGCCACGACUGCCCAGGCCCCAGUUCCAGGAGCAACGGGAGGAGCUGGAGACAGGAGGCUGGAGGAGGCACUGGGGGCCCUAAUGGCUGCUCUGGAUGACUAUCGUGGCCAGUUCCCAGAGCUGCAGGGCCUGGAGCAGGAGGUGAUCCGCCUGGAGAGUCUGCUCAUGCAGAGACAAGGCCUGACUCGCAGCCGGGCCUCCAGUCUUAGCAUCACUGUGGAGCAUGCCCUGGAGAGCUUCAGCUUCCUCAACGAGGAUGAAGAUGAAGACAACGAUGGUCCUGGAGACAGGCCCCCAAGCAGCCUGGAGCCUAAGGCUGAAGACAGCCUCAACUCACCCAGUGCCCAUCCCCUCAGCACGGAGUGUCCAGCUCUGGACACUGCCUUGGUCCAGCACCUGUACUACUGCAGCCGCCUCCUGCUGAAACUGGGCACAUUUGGGCCGCUACGCUGUCAGGAGGCAUGGGCCCUGGAGCGACUGCUGCGGGAGGCCCGAGUGCUCGAGGUGGUAUGCGAGCUUAGCAGGAGAUGGGAAAUCCCUGCUACUUCUGCCCAGGAAGUGGUGCAGUUCUCAGCCUCUCGGCCUGGCUUCCUGACCUUCUGGGACCAGUGCACAGAGGGACUUAGCCCCUUCAUCUGCCCUGUGAAGCAGGUGCUCCUCACCUUCUGCAAUCAGUACGGUGCCCGGCUCUCCCUGCGCCAGCCAGGCUUAGCUGAGGCUGUGUGUGUCAAGUUUCUGGAGGAUAUGCUGGGACAGAAGCUGCCCAGGAGGCCCCAGCCAGGCCCUGGCGAGCAGCUCACUGUCUUCCAGUUCUGGAGUUAUGUGGAAACCCUGGACAGCCCCUCCAUGGAGGCCUAUGUGACGGAGACCGCUGAGGAAGUGUUACUGGUGCAGAACCUGAACUCAGAUGAUCAGGCUGUUGUGCUCAAGGCCCUGAGGUUGGCACCUGAAGGGCGGCUACGAAGGGACGGGCUUCGGGCCCUCAGCUCCCUGCUCGUCCAUGGCAACAACAAGGUCAUGGCUGCUGUCAGCACCCAGCUCCGGAGCCUGUCGCUAGGCCCUGCCUUCCGGGAAAGGGCCCUACUGUGCUUCCUGAACCAACUCGAGGAUGAGGACGUGCAGACGAGAGUGGCUGGCUGCCUGGCCUUAGGCUGCAUCAAGGCUCCUGAGGGCAUUGAGCCCCUGGUGUACCUGUGCCAAACGGACACAGAAGUCGUGAGGGAGGCUGCUCGGCAGAGCCUGCAACAGUGUGGGGAAGAGGGACAGUCUGCCCACCGACGGCUAGAAGAGUCGCUGGACGCCCUGCCCCGCAUCUUCGGGCCCGGCAGCAUGGCCAGCACGGCCUUCUAAACUCCCCACACACUGGCUCUCAGUGCCACAUCCCCCCACUUUCAGGGCUCACCAGGUGGCAGGGAGGGUGAGGGCUGGUUCCAGACACCCCUCCCCCAUGUAUUCCUAUCCAUGAAAAUCUAAUAUAUUCUUCAGUUGCCCUUGGGGUUGGUAGAGUCAGUGCCUGCAGU